AUGGAUUUUAAACUCAACUUCAAGUGCUUGCAUAGUUCCGUAGUACCUCUUACAAAAUCAAAUUUGCUGAAAGUAACAGCUCAGAAAUCAAUUGCAUUUGAUAUUGAUGGAGUGAUUACAUUCAUUUCACAAAGAGAAAGCAACUGUGCUGGGUUUGACCAACAAUUGUGUAAUCGGUUAGCAUCAUUGGAUACAACUAAAAGACAACAAGAAAUGAAGAAUGAAGAGUUCAAUCAUAAAACCAUUGCGAACUUCUACCACUUAAAGGAAUCAAAAGAAUUACAAUUCACUUUAUAUUUACACAAAUUUCCUACGAUUUCGACUUCAACUUUUUUCCCUGAUUUGAUUUCUCCUGGAAGUUUAAAAAAAGCAAUUCUUAAGAAUUUCUAA
Messenger RNA from Clunio marinus, 390 nucleotides. The record is from the annotation of a GenBank genome assembly. Lineage: Eukaryota; Metazoa; Arthropoda; Insecta; Diptera; Chironomidae.